Naegleria lovaniensis is the source of this 354-nucleotide messenger RNA. RefSeq lists its product as uncharacterized. The record is from RefSeq and is a predicted model, not a curated record. The transcript has a single exon. NCBI's taxonomy places the organism in Eukaryota, Heterolobosea, Eutetramitea, Acrasida, Naegleriidae. Bases 1 to 354 code for a protein of 117 amino acids.
AUGCCUGCAGCAAAGAAAGACAAGAAGGAAGAAACCGAAGAAGAAACAACAACAAGCACCGAGAAAACCACAAAGGGUGUGAAGAAGCAAAAGAAGACCAAGAAACCAACUGAUCCAAACAAGAGAAUUGCUCAAGAAUAUUGCAGCAUUGACGAGAAAAACGUUCUCUCUGGUCCAAGAAGAAGAACCAACGUAAAUUACAAGGAAACUGUUCAAAAGGGUGCUAAGGGCGAGAAGGAAUCCAAGCCAGUACAAAGAGAGAGUGCUAACACCUAUGAAGCAAGACAAAAAAACGUUGCAAAUAUCACAAAGAAGAAGAAGGGAUCAAAGAAGAAGGAUGAAGAGAAGAAGUAA